Perca fluviatilis (European perch) is the source of this 902-nucleotide messenger RNA. RefSeq names its product adhesion regulating molecule 1 (gene adrm1). NCBI's taxonomy places the organism in Eukaryota, Metazoa, Chordata, Actinopteri, Perciformes, Percidae. Gene Ontology annotation, biological process: ubiquitin-dependent protein catabolic process. Gene Ontology annotation, molecular function: endopeptidase activator activity; proteasome binding; ubiquitin binding. The record is from RefSeq and is a predicted model, not a curated record. Gene Ontology annotation, cellular component: nucleus; proteasome regulatory particle, lid subcomplex; cytoplasm.
CUCUCGUAGCCAGUCAGCAGCCGCCACUCCUUCCUCGGGCGGAGCCCCCAGACUGAGCUCCUCUCAGGCCCCCACCACCCCGGUGACUCCUGCGGCCUCCGCUGUCUCCCCGACUACUGUUGCUCCCUCCACACCAGCCUCAGCUCAGACCCCACUGGCCCCGGCCUCUGUUGGAAGCCCCGCCUCCCACCAGCCCAUCCAGCUCAGUGACCUUCAGAGCAUUCUUGCCACCAUGAACGUCCCAGCGACGGCAGCGGCUGCCCAGGGAGCAGCAGUGGACCUAGCAAGCGUUUGCACCCCGGAGAUGAUGGCCCCCAUCCUGACUAACGCUGAGGUCCAGCAGAGGCUCCUGCCCUUCCUCCCCAGCGGAGAAAGUUUACCGCAGAACGCUGAGGAGAUCCAGAACACAAUCAACUCACCUCAGUUCCAACAGUCCAUGAGUAUGUUCAGCAGUGCCUUGGCUUCAGGGCAGCUCGGCCCUCUCAUGAAUCAGUUUGGACUGCCGGCAGAAGCUGUGGACGCCGCCAACCGAGGAGAUGUGGAGGCGUUUGCCAAAGCCAUGCAGGCCAGCAAAGGAGACUCCAAAGAGAAGAAAGGGGACGACGAGGACAUGAGUCUGGAUUAGCGCUCCUGCUGCUACGCCUUUUCCUCCUCCUUUUAAUUUAGGACUUGUUCUUCCACCCACCUCUCUUUCAUGUUGUCUUCCACUCGUCUAUACCAAAGGCAGCACUCAGGGUUAGCAGAGCUGUUAACAUGAAGGUUAGGACAGUUUUCACUGGGAGCUAACGGUCUGUUGGGUUCUAUUGACCUUCUCUUUAACCCAGAAAGGAGAGAAUUAGAUUUUGGAACGGGGAGGAUUGAGCCUUAAGUUUGAUUUUGUUUUCUUUCUGUUCACUCUUAAU